AGUGAGCGAAGCCACCGGGAGAAGAGGAGGUGUCGUCGGCGCUCGUCUCCCCCCGCGUCUCGCCGUGUCCGAGCACCAUGGCCCGCUGAGAGUCAUGGAAGCCAAGCAGCACCAGAUCAAGAGCCUUAAAAGCUUCCCGGAGACCGGCAGCCGGAGCCUGCUGGCCGCCGCCGCCGGAGGAGGAGGAGGAGGGGACGGCGGCUACAGGGAGACGGAGAUGGAGUCCAAGAUCCAGAAAGCCAUCGACUUCAAAGCGGAGGGUCACCGCUGCUACAAGGAGAAGAAAUUUCGGGAAGCCAUCGGCAAGUACCACCGAGCUCUGCUCCAGCUCAAAGGGGUUCACGUGAAGGACGGAAGCGGCGGGUCCGAGGUGAACCUUCUGAGCCAGAGCAAGCUGACCGAGGAGCAGAGGAGAGCCGUGGAGAGCACGGAGAUCGAGUGCUACGACAGCCUGACAGCGUGCCUGUUGCAGUCGGAGCUGGUGAACUACGAGCGGGUAAAGGAGUACUGUCUGAAGGUGCUGGGUCAUCAGAGAGACCACUUCAAGGCCAUGUACCGGGCCGGCAUCGCCUUCUAUCACCUGGGUGACUACGAAUGUGCCCUGCGUUACCUGCGUGACGCUAAGAACCGCGAGCCUACAGACACCAACGUGCUGCGAUAUAUUCAGCUGACGGAAAUGAAGAUGAGCAAGAGUGGACAACGGGAGCGAGAGAGCGGCAAAGAGACCCAGGGCUAAACCUUGAGCCUCCUCUCCCCAACUGACCCCUCCGCCUUCUGACCCAGCGAGUCGUCCUGCAUCGAAUCCCUCCUCUUAUGAACUCAGUUGACCUCUGACAGUGCAGCCCGCAGACAGAAGAAACAGUGAUUCCCGGGAAACAUGAGGAGCCCUCCCCCUCCUGCUCCUCCCCUUCAGGUGCUGCGGCUCUUCUCCCUCGAUAGACAGUCAAAAAAAAAAACAUUUGAAAAAAAGCAAGGGGACGUGAUGUAAUAUAUCAAACAAUUAUUGCUGGGAACUGGAAAGGUGUUUAAAAAUAUCAUGGCAGACAACUGAUUUUGGUAAAUGUUAGAAAAAAAAAAUCUGCUUUUGUUUCCUCUCUUUCACUCUGCCUUCUCUCUUCGGCUAUUUGAGGAGAAAAAAUGGCGCCUGGGGGCUUUUGCAAAGAAAAUGGGGUGUGGUGAUGAAACGAUCCAGGGGUGUGAGACACAUAUCAAGACCAUUGUCGAAUCUGAUUGUACAUCCCACCAUGACUGGGCUCUCAGGCUCCUCAGACUAUCAAACAGAAGGGAAAUCUGUCAACGAGCAGAAAUGCCUCUUUGUUGUUCAACCGCUCCUUUAAUGGUCACAUAUCUCCAUAUCUGGACGUUCUUUUUUAUUCAAGGGCUAUUUCCAGUCUUCGUUUGACUUUUGUUUCUGUUUGCUGUGGUGGGUUUAUUUGUCAAUAGCUCCAGUGUGUGUGCAGCUUUUGCUCUUGUGGAAACUGGUGUGUUUUGUCGUCCAAAGCUCCUCCUGGGUCAGUGUUGUGUCCAGCUGCCCACUCAUGAACGGUUUGUUGAUGAUGUCACUGCGGCGGAAAUGGUCCUGUCAACAGCCAGGUGGAGCGCGUACCAAAUCAGAAGCAACUACUUUAUCAGCCAGUCCAUCCAUUUGUCACUUGAAGGUCAUGUGAGUUACAAAGAAGGGGGGAUUCGAGGGCAUCCAUCCGCCCUGAAAGCCAUUUGAGAUUUCUUCUUCCCCUUUUUUGAUUAUCUGUAAAAACAUUUGGAGACUUUGGGCUGCAUGGACUGAUCAGUAGGAUACAAGUGGCCUGUGUGUAAAAGUGAUAUCCGGUGGGUUGCACGAAAUCACAAAUCAAACUGUAUCAAGUUUUGAUCAAGUUUGAUUUAAUUCCACUUCCAGUCUAUAUCAAUCCUGACCAGCUCAUCACUGUGACUCAACUGUAACUGAGACCGCUCAGGUCCGGUAACAACACUAAAACAGCUGCACACGAUCAGUUUACAUUCACGCCACAAGAUAGUAUUAGCUGCUAACAACGCUCCUUGAGGUUACAUUCCAAAAGAGUAAAAAUAUGGUAAAGCAUAGGUCUAUAGCUAUAUUAUUUAUUGUUGCAAAAGUAUAAAUAUAUAUAUGAAUCUAACUAGGUUCAAACUGCUGUACUGUCAAGCUCAACAAGUGUUUGCCAUUGCUAGUUAUUGUUAGCGCUUGACCUGACCUGAUAAAGAAGUAAAACAUACAUUUAUUUAUGAACAUAAAUAACCCACAUUUAACUCAGAGGAAACAGGAUAUAUCUGGUCAUGACAUUAUAAGUCACACAAUCAAGAUAAGCUCUUACUUUGGAGGUCUGAAGUUAGAUUUGACGGUGUAAGAAAACAUUGCAUUGGCUUCAGGGUUGCAUACUUCAAUUUAUGGUCUGAUUUGACAUCGAAAUCUGAAUAUUUUCGGACCUAUAAUUAGAUGUAUACACACACUUAAGUACUGAAACACAAUUUAAUGAUUACAUUUAUUGGGAAAAUAAAGAGAUAUUCUUUCAAUAUAAGGUGGAAUAUAUUAAAUAUUAAUAUUAAAGCUAACGCUUAUUGAGGUUAACAGCUACUAGAAGUGUGUUAAUGAGAUUCUUAUUGUGACUGAGACUUUAAUAUGUAGGUCGCUGGAUGUCCCGGUGGACCCUCUGCUGAAGAUUCCUUGCAACAGAAAGGCCCUCAAUGCACUUGUAGAUCAUGACUCAAAGUGUGUCAUACACACUCCUCUCAUCGGGAAAAUGAAUCCAAAGUAAUUGUAAAUCCAUGAGGCUUCAGCAAUAGCAAUUCUUACUUUAAAAGAAAAAGAAAAGAAAGAACAAUCUCAAUACAUUCCUAAAACUAUGAACAGCAGGGUAAAGUAAAUACAUAGUUGAGUUCGAGGCAGACUGUAACUUACGCAUAAGACACUUGUUAUUGUAGUCUGUAGUUUGCAGGUACUUAAAAGAGAAAGAAAUGCUUUCUCCUGUACACAGCACAUUGAAUCAUCAGAUCUUCCCAAGUGAAACAAAACAUUUGCUUCUUUAUUAAUUUGCUCCUUCACCUACCGUAACUCUGAGAAGGUUGUUUUGUUUCCAUUCUGCUCCUCUAUUUGACUCCAUCAUCACAUCAUCCCAGUUUCUCAGGGGAGAAGGAUCCACAAACAACAAGGAGGAGCAGGAAUUGCGUGUUUGGUCUCCAUCGCUGGAAGUCCUGAGACGAUUCACCCACAAUCCCCUGGGGCUCUAGGUCUCCAUCCACGCUCCUCUCUCCAUGGCAUCAUUCCGCCAUUUUGUGUUUGUCAGACUCCGCUUUAAUCAUUCGGGCCCAAGAACCAGAUAAAACUCAUUCAAUGCAAAUUGAUAAAUGGCCGCCACGCAGAGGUUGUCCACUUACUGUGGAUUUAAUAUAGAGCACAAAGAGAAGUGUUUGAUGACUGGCUGUUUUUAAACUCCUGUUUUUGUUAAUCGAGAUAAAUGUUUGUCAGAUGUUUGUGAAUAUAUGGCAUAACUCUACAAAAAAGGGAACGUUUUCUGGUUGUUGAAAGCUUUACUUUAGGAGAAUACAUUAUAAACAGAGAAGUGAAAAAGAAUUUACUGGCUGAUGCUGAGCUGCUUUGUGACUGUCUGUAUUUGUUGAUAUUUCUAUCGUCCAUUUUCUUCAAAGUGGUCAUGUCAUGUGACCCCGCAGCCCAACUUUCUGUUUGUGUACAGUUAAAAAAAAACAGUGAGAAGAUCUGGGGAAACUCAGAGGAACUCCUGACUUAGAGAACGACCCAACUUCUGUGUGAUGAGAGAAGAAGACUGACAGUUUCUCUUGAGGCUUUGUCUUAUUCAAAGUAUUUAUUAUUUUUUGGUUCGUUUUUUUGUUGUCCCAUUAAACAUUCAUACACCAGAAGCCUCCAUCACUGGUUUUACUGAACUGCUAGUCCAGGAAUGCACAAUUGAUUGAAAAUAAAACGUAUGAAAUAAAGUGGAGUGAUUCUGAUGUUUUGCGUGUUGACGUUUACUUAUUUGAUUGAAAUUAUUUGUACGGACAAUAUCUGAAAUAUAAAGUAGUGUUCUAAUUUGAAGGCAUCGUUUGUUGAAAACCGGAACUUCCUUUAAAAACGCAUCGCAGCGCCAAGCUACUUGUUGAUGCUACGUUUUAAAAUAACAAGGUUAUUGGAAGAAAACAAGGUUUGUCUUCGCGGUUGAAUGCGUUUUAUUGAUUCAUAUGAUAUGUUUCUACCUUUUUAUUACUCACAUGAGUUAUUCAUUUAGCUAUUUUAAGGCUAUAAACAUACGUUAUGAUUGUUUGCUUUUGUUAUUUGUUAUACUUAUCUGCUGUUCGCAACACCAGUUCGUGACGCAUAAAACUAUGUAUUAUCGCUUUUAAUACCGCAGCUUAGUGUAUGGUGGAAAUUACCAAGAUAACGCCGGA
Messenger RNA from Synchiropus splendidus (mandarinfish), 4416 nucleotides. RefSeq names its product tetratricopeptide repeat domain 9B (gene ttc9b). The record is from RefSeq and is a predicted model, not a curated record. Gene Ontology annotation, molecular function: protein binding. The transcript has 3 exons. NCBI's taxonomy places the organism in Eukaryota, Metazoa, Chordata, Actinopteri, Syngnathiformes, Callionymidae. The coding region runs from base 95 to 736 and encodes 213 amino acids.